AUGAAAAAUGCAAGGAAACUGUCUCCGCCUUUUUUUCUUUUCUUGGUCUCUGUUCACGAUGUAGAAUAUCUGUCGCUUUCCACACGUUCCACGCUCUGGAAGAUUUCGUUUUCUUUGCCAUCUCUUCCUCACCAUUUUAUUGUCUCUAAAUGCGCAUGCGCUUCUGCUAUACACUCUUUCUUUCUUUGCGUUGCAUUCCACGUGAUCCGCCCCCCCCGCAAUUCUCUCACGUUCAAUCGAUCUUUUACUCACACCCCUCUUUUAUUGAUCUCCCUAUUACCGUUGUUGUCUCUUAAAUUUCUUCACCCUCUCUUUCUCUCUCUCUCUAUCUCUCUUUCUAUUAAUCAUCUCUCUCUCUCCCCAUCUCUCUCUCCUUCUCUCUCUCCCUGCAUCUCUCUCCCUGCCUCUCUCUCCCUCUCUCUCUGUCUCUUUUCCUCUCCCCUCUCUCUUCCUCUCCACACCUCUCUCCUUUUCUCCCUCCCUCUCUCUCUCUCGCCUCCUCUCUCUCUGCAAAUUAAGAUUCAUCUUUUUCUUAUGCUUCAUAUUCUACCUCAUGUUUUUUUUUCAAAUUCAUCUCACAUACAACUUUCUUUUUCUGUCUUUUUAAUAUUCUCGCUCUCUCAUAAUCUUUCUAUCUUUCUAUUUCUCUCUCAUUCUCACUCUAUCUCUCUCUUUUCUCUCUUUAUUCUCUGCCCCUCUUUCUCUCUCUCUUUCUCUUUCCCUUUCUUUCUCUCUUUUGCUAGAUCACUAUUACUUUUAAUCUAA
Molecule: messenger RNA, 765 nt
Organism: Acanthosepion pharaonis
Lineage: Eukaryota; Metazoa; Mollusca; Cephalopoda; Sepiida; Sepiidae
Source: the annotation of a GenBank genome assembly